Aureobasidium pullulans EXF-150 is the source of this 1977-nucleotide messenger RNA. Its product is annotated as MFS general substrate transporter. Gene Ontology annotation, cellular component: membrane. Lineage: Eukaryota; Fungi; Ascomycota; Dothideomycetes; Dothideales; Saccotheciaceae. The record is from RefSeq and is a predicted model, not a curated record. The transcript is spliced from 2 exons. Gene Ontology annotation, molecular function: transmembrane transporter activity. Gene Ontology annotation, biological process: transmembrane transport. The coding region runs from base 92 to 1798 and encodes 568 amino acids.
AUAAAAGACACUUGUUCUCUCCAAUGAUUGUCUUUGCUAAGUGUUCUUUACACGACGAUGUCGAUCAUCAAAGUGAGUUCUCGAGAUAAAGAUGUACCGGGUCUGCCUUACUAGUUGGAGAAAGAGCCUGCGACAGCCGAGUAAUUAUAAUACUAGAACCACGUGUGGCUUCUUGGCAAGAGAGAUAGCUCUCCAGCCUUGGCAUUCGAAAGAAAAUUCCGAACCCGUAGUGGGACUCUAUCAAUCUUUAGCUCACAUCGCUUCAACAAUCUUUUUCCAAUCGAGCAAACCAGCCAUGGUGCAAUCCGACACCCAGGGUACUAGGGAAGAGAUAUCUGCCCUGUUAGCAACACAGUGCAUCAUAUCAAGCACGACAGAAGUUCGAAUGCCUGAUGUUCAUGUUACGAUUCCUCUCUGCUCGUUUGCUUUUACGAUGUCCUUUGGCAUCACUUUGCAAGCAGUCGCACUCAUACAGGUGUUCGAAGAUAUUAUUUGUAUCAACAUUUUAGGGACGUCUGGGGUAUUCCCUCAUGACAACGCUGAUGGUUGCAAAUCGAGCCGCGUGCAACAAGAGCUUGCGAUCAUAAGGGGAGUCUUGCAGCUUUUUCCGUUCAUUGCUUCGCUCUUGUGCACCAUACCAUACGUAUUGCUCUCGCAGCGGAUUGGACGCAGGCCGAUGCUCAUACUGAGUGCUAUCAGCAUAUUCGCUGCGGCCGCUUGGAUAUUGAUCAUCUGCUAUUGGAACUCUGUGCCACUUCGCUGGAUAUGGCUUAGCGGUACCUUUCUAUUACUUGGUGGUGGUGAUGGUGUCGGUAGUAGUAUUGUACACACCAUUAUCUCUGAUGCGGUACACGGGUCCAAGCGUGCGCAAGUAUUCAACUACAUCUUCGCGGCUGACAUCAGUUCGGCUUUUCUUGGAUCAGUUCUCAGCAGUUUGCUCUUGAAGCACGGUCUGUUAUGGUUUACACUGGUUUCUGGUCAGGCCUCGUUGUUUCUGGGUGCUUUCGUGGUUCCUUUUUUUGUUCCCGAAACUCUGUAUACAUCCGAUAAUCUCGAAGAAGCCCGUUCUGGCGUUCCGCCAAUGUUGAACCAGGCAAUACAAGCGUCAUCAAGACAAACCACCAGUUCAAAGAUCAAAUCGACCAUGACGAGCGCCUUCAAGUCUCCGCUAUCUCUACUUAGGCUCCUCGCAUCCAACAAACAAGCUCUUUUGGUCCUUCUCAUCAUCGGACCACAAUCAACAGCCAAAAACUUGUUUGAGAUCGUUGGAUUCCAAUACUCCGCCGCGAAAUUUUCUUCGCCGUAUAGCACGGUCAAUCCGAUGCUCUCCAUCUCCUCAGCUGCUCAAGCUAUAUGCAGCCUUGGGAUCCUUCCCCUGGCAGCCAUAAGCAUAGUACGAGUACUUGACUGCAGUCCUUGGCGGCGUGAUCAUCUGAUAAUUUUGACGUUGGGUGUCUUGUCGGCGACGGGUCAUAUGAUCAUCAGUGUUGCCCCUACACUCAGCACAGUGAUGCUUGGAAUUGUACUUGUUGCCUUCGGGAGCUGUGCGACAGGGCAACUGCUAGGUGCAUUGGGCGAGGCUGUCCAGCCAGCACAAGUGUGUCUGAUCUACAGUGCAGCGUCCAUGAUGGACAUGGGAGCUCAAAGCAUGAUAGCGCCACUGAUGAAUCUGCUCCUGGUCCGAGGCAUGCGACUUGGGCGAGACUGGAUGGGCUUGCCUUUUGCAAUCAUGGCUGUGAUCAUGAGCAUGACAGUUUCUGCAAGCCUGUUCAUCAAUCCUACUCGUUCUAGUCAAUGAUUUAUUUAUCAGCAAACAGGUUCGAACAUCAAUGGAUCUUUUUAUGCCUCGGUUCCAAGUCUGUAUAGAAACAAGCAAAACCGAAGUCUUAUCAUAAGACAGCAAACAGGAGUCUAUUGAUAGCAACUACUAUUUCUCCGUAAAGACCAUGAGUCUCACCUCGAUACUCUCCCUCGGGC